Aureobasidium subglaciale EXF-2481 is the source of this 1827-nucleotide messenger RNA. RefSeq lists its product as uncharacterized. The transcript has 2 exons. The record is from RefSeq and is a predicted model, not a curated record. Lineage: Eukaryota; Fungi; Ascomycota; Dothideomycetes; Dothideales; Saccotheciaceae. The coding region runs from base 1 to 1827 and encodes 608 amino acids. Gene Ontology annotation, biological process: cellular response to glucose starvation; protein catabolic process in the vacuole.
AUGGCAGAGGUCCUAUCCCGGUCGCGAGACGACCAAUCCCAGUCUUACUAUAUCCAGCCAAACUCGACCUCUUCUUCGCUCAAACGCUCUCACUCAUCACGGACCUCGCUGCUGGUCGGCUCGCCGCCUUCCACCUCGCAUCGCACCGCCUCCGAACCCUCCUUUGAGAACAUCGGCUCUCUCAAACGCUCCUUCCCUUCUUCCGGCUCGCUCGCUGCCUCUCGCCAAUCCUACUCCGACUUCUCCCACUCUCAAUCUACCACAACUCCAUUCUUCUCCAGCCAACAGCCAAAGCUCUCGUUCGAGCUUGGCCAUCAACAAGACACCGGACUGGCCUUCCCCGCAUACGACGAGGUCCAAUUCUUCCACGAGGACGAGCCGCUGGAUCUGCCUCCUAGUCCACGACCCGAGGACGAGACGUCCGAUGCCGACUCCAACGACGGCAGAUGCGAUCGGGAUGACGAAGACGACGCCGGUAGCACCACCGACACUACUCGCUCAGACUCCCCCCUACCAACGCCUACUGUGGCCGAUGACACGGCAAUCAAGCACGAGCCAUCGCGACAUGUCGACUACCUCUCCCACGACUGGCGGGAAGAAGAUAUCUGGUCUUCAUGGCGGCACAUCGUCUCCCAGCGCAAGGUCUACGGCCAGAGGUCACGCCUUGAAAAUGCGUCAUGGAGAACAUGGGCCAAGUCGAAGUAUCACCUUCCUACCGUCUCUCCAGAGACGCUUAAUUGGCUGAAAGAAAGCGACGUGACCUGGCUCUACGGACCUCUCCAGCCCGCCUCGACCCAUCCCGUAACCCAGUUCUCGCCCGACCCUAGCCCACAGUUCUCGAGCGCCAAUUCCUUUGUCCACAAAAAGCCCAUUCUGAAAAAGCGAAGCAUGUCUGAAGUGAUGCUGCAACGCUCGCUGUCGACAUCCUCUCUCGUCAAACAGGCCGCUGCUGCUGUACAGGCUCAGCAAACUCUGCCUCCAUCAAAAAGACCUUCGCUUGGUCGUGCCUCUACCUAUCUUCCGACUGCCAGCCUCAUGGUACCAAGCAGCAGAGACCAACUCGACUUCCUGGAUUUGGGUUGCUUCUCCCCACGUCCUUCGUCUGGGGAUCGUUCACCCUUCGAAUACCCAAAACGCCACAUCCGCUUUGACGAAAAGGUCGAGCAAUGCAUUGCCGUUGAGGGCAAAGACGGCGAGUUUGGAGACGAGAGUUCUGAAGAUGAGCGACCAAAUAAUGAUUCCGACUCGGACUCAUCAGACGAUGGUAUUGUCAUGAUGAGGCGUCCCAAGAGGAAACGUGCGACUCGCAAACCGCUACCCAGAAGCAGUUCCUCUAGCAGGACCAUCGAAAAGCUUCCAUCCACCACUCUGAAGAAUAAAACUGAGAUCAUCGAGCCUCCUCCACAACCAGCCUCAUCCUUGGUCCGUUCUUGGAGCUCGAGUAAGCUGCCACAGUCAGCUUCACAAGAGACGUUGAAGCCAGCAAAUCCCUCGAAAAACCACAUCUUACCUCCCGACGAGGAGGAGAGCGAAGACCUGGACUCGGACGACACAGAGUCGCUUAGAUUGAGUGCAUUUGCAAACCGACGAGACAGCGUGGCCGUGCAUAGGUCGCGGACUUCAGGUUCACCCGCUACUACCCCAUCCGAAGAUGAGGAUGAAGACGAAGGUCUUGGAAUGCGCCGUAGUGCUUCGGGUAUGUUCAUGCCUUAUGAGGAGGAUGAAGAUGAUAUCGUCGCCGCUGGGCUCUUCGGUAAGGUGAGUGACACUCUGAAUACCGCAAAGGAUAUUGCCCAUGUAAUAUGGAACGUUGGGUGGAGAAAGUGA